Molecule: messenger RNA, 7293 nt
Organism: Chlamydomonas reinhardtii
Lineage: Eukaryota; Viridiplantae; Chlorophyta; Chlorophyceae; Chlamydomonadales; Chlamydomonadaceae
Exons: 7
Coding region: 203-6481 (2092 amino acids)
Biological process (GO): proteasome-mediated ubiquitin-dependent protein catabolic process
Cellular component (GO): nucleus
Molecular function (GO): protein-macromolecule adaptor activity; protein binding
Source: RefSeq, a predicted model, not a curated record
UCUAUAAGGACUGCACGUAUGCGCCGAAGGACUUGCUGGACACCCCUGACUUCUGCGUGGGGCUCUGGGUCUCGCAGACGGCCUACGCAGCCUUCGAUCUGAUUACACACUUCUUAUAAGAAAAGAAAGACGUGCUCGGCUCGGCUGCCGGCUGAGCGGAGGCCCCAAAUUCACGCGCCCGGCGUUGGCUCGGCAGCUGGAAAUGAGCCUGACGACGGGAGUUUUCAGGCGUGAGACUGGAUGCAUCAGCUCUCGCGGCUGCGGCACCAACGCGCUUGCGCAGCAAAGAGAACUCCUAAGCAAAAUUACAUUUGGCGCAGAGGCAACACAAGUUCCGUUGCCCCCGUCCGUUGAGACGGCCGGUGUUCCUAUCGUCUGCUCCUUCAACAAGAACCCCACGCUCGGACAUGGCAACCUGCUGGCCGUGGGUGGAGAGGAAGGCUACGUCACAAUCGUGGCGACGGGCGACGUCGUUGCGCUGAAGCGCGGAACCACGGACGGCAGUUGGCGCCCACGCGCGCACUGGCACUGUCACCGGAACAGCAUAUUUGACUUGGCGUGGGCCAAGAAUGACUCAGUCAUGUACACGGCCUCUGGGCACCAGCAAGUGGGGAUCUGGGACACCAGCACUGCACGCGGCGUGGCUGUGACGGAGGGCCACGAGGGCAGCGUCAAGUCGGUAUCGCCGCUGCCUCUGUGCGAGGACAUCUUUGCCACCGGGGCACGCGACGGCCGCAUAAUGCUGUGGGAUGCGCGUUCGCCGGGCACCGCCGGCGGCCGCGUGCACUCCGCCCCCGGCACCGCCCUGGACGGUGCGGCCGCCCUGUCGUCAGUGUGGUCGCAGGAUGGCGCACACACGCGCCCUGUCGCGCCUGGCGCGGGCCGUGGCUCCUCCAAGGCUGCGAAGCUAUUGCCGGUGACGGUGACGUCAGUGGCCUUCAUCCCGCAUUCCUACCUGCUCGCCUCGGGUGGUGCACAGGACACCGUGGUGAAGCUGUGGGACCUGCGCAUGCACGGCCUGCCCUGCUGCGAGCUGGAGCUGCCCAAGCCGCCCACCAGCACUGGGCGCGGCGGCAAGGGCAAGGCUGCGACUCCCGUGGUCACGCCGCACGAGGUAGCGGCCAGCUGCUGCCCCUCCCGUGGCGCGGCAGUGGGCAUCACGCACAUCGCUGUGUCGCCGUCAGGCGACCGCCUGCUGGUGAGCUGCCUGGACUCGCAGCACCACCUGGUGUCGCUCAGCCGCCUGCGCGAGGGCCCGCUUGCAACAUGGUGCGCGCCGUCCGCCUCCAAGGCCAGCUUCUACAUGCGCAGCGCGUUCAGCCCCUGCGGCGACUACGUCCUGUCCGGCUCGCGCGACUGCGGCGCCCACAUCUGGUCGGUCCAUGACACACAGCGGUCGCCUGUGUCGCUGCCGCACGCCAGCGAGGUCACGGGCGUGGCCUGGUGCGCUAGCAACUGGGGCCAAGUUGCCACCUGCAGCGACUCGGCGGAGGUGCACGUGUGGACGCUGGGCCGCCUGCCCGCCCGCGAGGGGCCCCUGCUGCCCGCCACAACAGCGGAGGCAGCUGCGGUUAUCACCGCUGGUCCAGCGCUGGCCGCGCCAACAGCGCCUGUGGCGAUGCCCAAGGCUGCGCCUACGACCGCCACCACCAAGCCGAUUGCGCGCCGCCUGGUGCAGUCGCGCCUCAACCUUUCGCGCGCCCCCAAGGAGGCGGCUGUGCCGGCUGCUGCUGCUGCCCCUCCAGCUGCGCCCCUUGAGGCACCCAGUGUGCAGCCCCUGCCAGAGCCGGCUGCUGCCACGCCCAAGGCAGUCGAUAUGCUCCUGCCAGCGGACGUGGCGUGCACCACCGCCGGGUGCAUCGGGACGGGACUGCCAACGCAGCCCGCAGCGUGCAACGGCGGUGGCUCCUGUCGGCGCUCCGGGCCGAUGCCGCCCGUGCCCAUCUUCAGCCCCGCCGUCAACAGCUGGCUGCAGCCCGAGCAGCCUCGCGCCGACCCUGCUCAGCAGCAGCACGUGCCGGCGCUGGGCUGCGACAGCGAGCUACCGAGCGCGCUGGGCCUGGGUGAGCAGGCGCUGGUGGCUGCGGCCAGCACAGCACCCACUGCACAAGCCGCACCCAACACACUGGAGGAGGCGAUGCUGCUGGGCCUGCCGCACGUGCGCACGCAGUCGCCGGCACGCACCGGCACUGAGUCGCGCCGCCAGUCGGCCCCCGCCAUCCCGUCCUUCGGCACGCCCUCCCGGUCUGCCGCGCCGAUGCCCGGUUUUGCCUUCCAGCCCACGUCUGCGGCGCGUGCGCCAGCCGUCUCACCCCGCAACGCCGGCAGCUGCUUCCAUCGCUCGCGCUCUCGACUGGGCCCCUUCAGCCCCUGCCACUCGCAGAGCAGCGGCUCGGGACACUCAGGUGGCAGCACCAGCAGUGCGUCCAUGGUGCAGAGCAGUGGAGGCAGCGGCACCCCUCGGCCGUCUGCCAGCGGCGGCCACCAGGCGCCGCAAGGCAUUGUCACGCAGCUCAUGCGCAACUCACCCCGGCACGGCACGGCGGCCAGUCCUCGCGCCGCGGUUGCGCCAGAGGCACUCUUCUCCCUGACGCCCUCCCGCGGCCACAGUCCGCCCGAGGCUGAGGUGACCGAGCCCGUGACCACUGGCAGCAUGCAACCGGUGGGCCGGAAGCUCUUUGCGGCAGACGCUGGGCCGCCGCCGCCCUCGCCGCACCAGCAGCAGCCACCCAGCGCCCGCGCGCACGGCGAUACCAGCGCUCGCAGUUUCUUCGGUAUCCCCGCUUCGCCACGUGCUUCGCCGCGUGCGUCUCCUCGCGCCUCGCCUCGCACUGGCGGCGGUUUCGUGCCGCCGGGCUCGCCUAUGCGCAGCCCGCGUGUCAGCGGCGGCGCGUUCAACAUCUGCGACGGUGCCGAUGUGGGCCCGGCCCUGCGGCACCGUGCCCUGCACCCAGACGACAGCGGCCCGUUCGACGAUGGCAUUCUCGCUGACGUCGAGGUUCCAGCAUGCAGUGACGACGACGAGGAGGAGGAGCGUAACGGUGGUCGCAGUGAUGAGGAGCGGGCGGGUGCGGGUGUCGGCGCCAUGCGACGCGCGGUGCCGGGCUUCGCCAUGCGACGCCGCGCCGCCAGCCCGCUGCGUGGCAUUGACCUGUUCGGCGCGGGCGGCCUCGACGAGGGCUUAGCGCAGCUGCGUGCCCUGGCGUUGGGCCCCAGUGGCGCCGCUACGGGCGAGGCGCAGCAGCUGGGCGACUGGGCCCUGCGCAGCUUCGGCAGCGGCGAGGGCUGCGAGCUGGGCCCGGCCGUCCGCGGCAGCGCGCUCGGCCUGCCCAGCAGCGACGACUCGGACUCGGACUGGGAGGUGGACCCGUACGGCGACAAGGAGAACACGCCGCCACCUGAUGAGGAGCUGGAGGGACCUGCCGCGGCCUUGCCCAUCAGCACCACAGUUCCCGCCUCGCCGCGCAUUACCGCCAGCGGCGCGACUGCGGCGCUGCCGCACCCGUCUCGCUCCAGCGCCCACUCCGGGAACUCCGGCUCGCCGCCGCCAUCUGCGCGGCGCAGCCACCGGGUGUCAGAGUCGCAGUCCCAGUCAGAAGCGCCGCCCAGCGCCUCGCAUGGCAGCGCCCGCCCCAUGCCCACGCCGUUCGCCUCGGCGCCGCCCUUCGCCGUAGGCAUCGAAGCAGCGGCGGCGGCGCGCACGGCGGACGCGGUGCCUGUCUCGGCACCGUCGCUGCACAGCGUUCCCACCUUCAGUCAAGAUUUCAUGCCGGCAGCGCGUUACCACUCCCGCGCCAGCAGCGACGGCCAGGGUGACGCCGUGCCAGGCGGCAUGGAGACAGAGGCUGAGAAGGCCAGCCCCGAGAGUGUCAGCUCGCCACCACGGCCGGCAGUUGCCCGUGCAGCUGCAGCAGCACCACCGGGCUCAGUUCGGCGUCGCAGCUACGCCGGCCGUGACUCUCCCGUUGCGGCAAGCCCAUAUCACUUCGCCCGCACCAGCGAAGACGCUGUUGCCGGCCCCAGCCAGCUGCAGCUGCGUCUGAGUGACAACCCCACACCCACAAAGCGUGCUCGCCGCUCCUACGGGUAUGACGGCAGCGCUGACGGUGCAGAUGCAGGCGUGGGCGCAAGCAGCCCCACCAGGGCUGUGCCAACGGGUGCGGGUGAAGCCCAGCACAUUGACGAGUCGUUGGGCGCGAUGCCGACACCGCGCGGCAAGCUGCUGCGCCCGCCGGGCGGCCUGCUAGGCGGCUUCGGCUGCGCUGCACUGCCGGCCGCACGGCCCCUGGACCUGCCUCCGCCCUCGCCUGCAGUGCGCCCCUCUGUGAGCCGCGAGCGCAGCCAGGGGCUCAACCGCAUGCUGCCAAGCGCAGUGGCCAUUGCCGCACGCUUUGCCGCCGCUGCUAGCGCGGAGGUGGGCUCAGAGAGCCCCGCGCCCAAGAUCGGCACCGCGUCGCGCACCGGCAACCGCCCCAAUGCAGAGUUCUUCCGCCGUGCUGCUGAGGAGGAGCGGGAGCAGCACGAAAGCUCGCCCUUUGGCUUCGGUCGAUACAAGAGCGCUGCUGAGCCCGCACCCCUUGCCAGUGAGCGGCGAGGGCAGAUCGCUGCAGCAGCGGCGGCCGCCGCCAUCUUCACCGCGGUCGGGAACGCAGAGGCAGGGUCGGAGAGCCCUUCUCCCAAGCUUGGCACUGCUUCUCGCACCGGCAACCGGGCCAACGAGGAGUUCUUCCGCCGUGCCGCUGAGGAGGAGCGGGAGCAGCGCGGCAUGUCGCCGUUUGGCUUCGGUCGCUUCAGCGGAUCUGAGGAAGCUGCUUCUCGCCGUGCGCCCGCCGCAGCGGCUGCAGCGGCGGCCAUCUUCGCGGCGGCUGGCAACGUGGAGGCAGGGUCCGAGAGCCCCUUGCCCAAGAUUGGCACCGCUUCUCGCACCGGCAACCGGGCCAAUGCGGACUUCUUCCGCCGUGCCACGGAGGAGGAGCGCGAGCAGCAGGGCAUGUCGCCCUUUGGCUUUGGCCGCUUCCAGGCCGAGGGCGAUACGGCACGUGAUGUUGCUCCGGCGCCGUCUGGUGCGGCCGCCGCCGCCGCCAUCAUGGCUGCCGGCGGCAACCAAUACGCCGGGUCGGAGAGCCCCGCGCCCAAGGUCGGUACAGCGUCACGAACCGGCACGCGGUCAAACGCCGAGUACAGGCGGCGCUGUGCGGAGGAGGAGCGGGAGCAGCGGGCAGGCGCGGUCAUGUCCCCGUUCGGUUUCGGCCUGCUCUCACCGUCUCCCGCGCAGACACGUCGCGGCUCCAGCGACGGUGGCCAUACGGCAGCGGAGGCCGAGGGGAGCCGCCUCACCUCCCGCUUUGCCGCGGCUGCUGCUCCGCGCGGUGGACCGGCCUCGGUGCUCAAUCACAUCAACCAGCUGCUGGGCUCGCCGGCACGUGUGGAGGCCACGCCGCUAGAGCGCGACGAUGACAAAGGCGACGAAGACGACGAGGUGGAGGAGGCGGUGCUUGAGGUGGUCCUGGCCAUGGAGUGCAGCGUCAAGUCGCUCAGCGUCAUCUUCGAGACGCAGACGCAGGAGGACACGGGCGUGGUGCCCGCCACCUACCCCACCAGCGAGGACGGCGAGGCCGCUGCUGAGCAGGGCCUGCCGCGCAGCAGCGGCGGGCUCUGCUCUGGCGCCGCUAGGAGCCUAGGGGCGCUGUUUGAUGAGGAGGAGCGGACGGUGGCGUCGCCGCAGCGCUUUGACGGCCGCGGCCGCGGCUUGAGGUCCACACUUGGGGCUGAGGGCGCAUACACUGGUGACACUGAUGCUGAUGACGACGAUGGCUUCGAGCUGUGCAGCCAGUCCGCCACCGCCAACAUGGAGCCCUGCGGCAGCGUCAACUUCGGGCCAUUCUUCAGCCGCAUGGGCACAAGCUCGCAGCCGCAGCACUUGCAGCAGCAGCAGCAGCAGCAGGCCCCAUUGGCGGCAGGGCCGGCGGCAGCGGGCACAUGUGUGCCUCUGGACGAGAGCAGCCGGUGCUUCCCUGUGGCCAUGCCGCGCGCGCCCCAUGCCGAGACGGCCGCAGCGUCGGCUGUGGCAAGCCAGCCGCCACAGCUGCGCGUUGGGGCUUCGGUUCAGGCGCCGCCAGCCGCAGCCGUAGCCUCACACCACGGGCAGCAGUCGGCGGUGCCGAGGGCCUUCCCGCGCAUCUCGGCGCCAGCAGCGGCGCGUGGCAGGGCGCGGGCCGCCGCGCCGCAUGCAGCGGCGGCGGCGGCGGGCACGGCGCAGCAGCGUAAGGCCAAGCAGCAGACGCUGCAGCAGUGCUGGGCGGCUCCGCAGGGGCCUGGCGGAGCGGCGGAGCCGGUGGCGGUCGACACUGACUGCCGCAUGGAGGACCAGGAGGAUGCGUUGGGCCUGGCGCUGGGACUCCCUGUGUGCCAAGCAGCACAGGUGGCGGCACGCCCUGCUCAGGGGCAAAACGCAUUGACGUCGCCACGAUACUUCCGGUGAUGCCGCGAGGCCUUAGGACAGGCGAGUAGUGGAACAGAGUUGGGAGGCGUGAUGUGAACGAGGUUUAACGAGGCGCAGACAGCGCAAAGGACUCACGGCAGGUCAGUGAUGGUCAGUGGAUGGUAGCUAGGGUACGCACCGCCAGGCAGGCAGAGCAGAUUGGCGUGCCCGAUUGCGGCCGCGUAGCGCGUUGGAGGCCAGGGCUUUAUAAGCUGUUGAGCGUAGGGUAUAUUGAAAGGGCACGUGUGCGCGUGGACUGAUUGAUGACCCAAACGGUAUGGCGUGGGCCCGCGUGGCGUGGGCUCGUUGCUAGGGCUAGCAUCCGUCGUAUGAUACGGCGUGGUUCGUGACCAGAUGGGGAUAGAUAGGGUUGACAUGACUGGCGGUAGCUGUGCUGCCCCAGUCCGCAGGUGUGGCUGACAGCGCAGAUAAUGUCGAGAGUGGGAGUUGACGAUUGGGGCAUCGCUGCAACACGCGAGUCACACGGACACCGUAACAAAGAUUUCGGACCGACCAGCGCUGCGUCCUUGCAGAACACGGCAGGACGCCAUGCGCCUGUCGAACAGCUAGGAGCUAGGAUUGCAUAUGGAGCCGCGAGAAAAGAACCUGCGAGCCAGGGGUAUAUGGGACAUGAAAAAGGACCUGCUAGCCAGGGGGUGUCCGAGAAUGCAUUGGGUGUUCGAGGACGCAGCUGCUUACCAGGGGGGCUGCGGCUGGAAGCACAGUACAGGAGCCAGCGACAGCAUUAGGAUGCCGUGUCAUGUCGCUUCCUGUCAACCGUGCUGCCGUACUUCAUGUAACCUCUGUACACC